Molecule: messenger RNA, 735 nt
Organism: Amphibalanus amphitrite
Lineage: Eukaryota; Metazoa; Arthropoda; Thecostraca; Balanomorpha; Balanidae
Exons: 2
Coding region: 257-640 (127 amino acids)
Source: RefSeq, a predicted model, not a curated record
UGCAUCCGUGCUUGCCGCUACAGCCCCGCCCUGCCCAGUGAUUACCGAGGCGGCAGCGGGAGGUGCCUGUCUGGGAACUGUCACCUGGCCACUGUGACACGCAGCGUCGCUAUCUCAGCUCGCCAGUGGCCAGUUCCCAGCGGCCUCACCUCCUCAAAUGUGGCGCUGCCCACGGUGAGGUCGACACUAAGCAGUCUGAACCGCCCCGGAGCCGACCUCCGCCCGUCGCCGCACCACAGAACCUCCGUCCGCCGAUAUGAAGGUGACUCUGCUGCUGGUGGCGCUGAUGGUGGCCUCUGCCGCGGCCGUGCCGGCGGCCUCCCAGCUCCAGGGCGUGCCGCCCAUCAUCGACGACCUGAUCGCGCUGCUCAUGUCCGUCAUCGAGCACAUCUACGAGUGGAUCGUGGCGCACCUGUUGGGCGGCCAGCCGGCGCCGCUGGGCCGCGCCGAGCUGCGCGCCGCGCUGGCGCAGCAGGCGCCGCAGCUGCUGGCGCGCCUGCAGCAGCAGCUGGCCGUCAGCCGCGCCCAGCUGGCCGAGCUGCUGCGCGAGGCCGAGCAGGCGCUGGCGCGCGGCCAGGCGCCGCCGCCGCAGCUGCUCGGAGCUGUCACCGGCCUCCUCGCCGACGCACUGGCCGCCUGAGCUGCUCUCGACUGCACCUGCCUCCUUUAAUGAUAUUUCGCCAUCGACUGCUGUUUCAACGUGUCCAAUAAAUUUAUAUAAACUUUCCCAAGCUA